Molecule: messenger RNA, 4836 nt
Organism: Lates calcarifer (barramundi perch)
Lineage: Eukaryota; Metazoa; Chordata; Actinopteri; Centropomidae
Product: clustered mitochondria protein homolog
Exons: 28
Coding region: 268-4572 (1434 amino acids)
Biological process (GO): intracellular distribution of mitochondria
Cellular component (GO): cytoplasm
Molecular function (GO): protein binding; mRNA binding
Source: RefSeq, a predicted model, not a curated record
AAGAGGGUGUGGCUUUUUUUUUACACAGAGAGAGCAGAUAAGCUGAGUUUGCCUUGUAGAAAAGGGGCAGGAGUCACAAUCCCGAACAGACAGCCACUUACUUUCACUCUGCUGGGCUCGCAAAACAGUCCAGCUGCACAUUUCCUCUCACUCUAUCCCUCUCUUGUGCAUUCUUCCAGCGGUCUGAAGACACUGGGCAACUUUUCCAGAGCGGAGAAGUGAAAACACACAAAGAGGACAGCUCAAGAGAAACUUCAACACACAGCCAUGAAGGACAAAGUGAGGAGAGGAGGAGGAAGAAAUCAGGCUAAGACUGAUGUAAUCGGUGUGACUGGUGGAAAGAAUGCUGUUGGUAUUAAGCAUGAUGAGAACACAUCAUUCCCUGUGAAGAUCCAGGGAGCAGGAGUAGAGCCAUUUGAGCUGCAGGUUCACGGAUUUUGGCUUGUCCAAGAUGCAAUAAUGACCCUGCUUUCGAGGAAUGAGGUGUGUCCACGCUCCAGCCUGUCACUGGCUCUAGCUGGUAUGACUUUGGAUCCCCUCGUGGAACUGCAAAGCCUCAAGAGCCUAAAACCAGGAGCCAUCGUUCGCCUGGUGGAAGAGCCCUACACUGCCAGCUCAGCCAGGCUCCAUCUGGCUCGUGUCCUGGACCUGCUGAGAGCAUCUGGACCCCAGGAUGCACUGAGAGAAGGGCGCUCACCGAGCGUACUGGAGACAAUCACGCAUACACAAACACAAGACUCCAGCUUACCAAACGGAAAGAGCUUGAAACGCUCUUUAAGCAACACGAAAACAGAAUCAACCAACCAGGAUGGAGCUCCUCCUGAAUACCUCCUUCCUGGCUCCUCAGAAAGACCACUCAUGGCCGUGCUUCCACAUAGCUCCCAGCCAGAGGCUCCCAGUUACCUGAAGGACCUGUCCCUCAGCUGCUGGAACCCGCCACCAGGACACAGGAAGCUGCAGGGAGACUUCCUGUACAUCUCUGUGGUGACAAUAGAGGGACGGCGGUGUGAGAUCACAUCCUGUCCAAAAGGGUUUUUCCUCAACAGGUCUACAGAAGAUGUGUUUGAUCCUCGUCCUGCACAGUCUUCUCCAGUUUGUCACUGUUUCACAGACCUGCUCUGUCACAUCAGCCCUGCCUUCAAGCAAACCUUCACCACACUCAAAAACAGGCCUCAGUUACCACCAGUAGAGGUGAUUCCAACUCCAUACCACACACUGAGCUGGCUCGGGCCUCCCUGUGCCUCUCGUACUCACAAAAAUACCUUCAGCAGACUGGGAGUGGAUGAGCAGGCAGCAAGACAGGCUCCAGACUGGAAUGAGGAGUUGCAAGCAGCCAGAGAUCUUCCACAAGGCACCCGGGAGGAGAGGCUGCAGAGAGACAGAGCUGUGAUCCAGGUAAACAGUGCAUUUGUGAGGGCUGUCAUGCAGGGGGCAGAGACUGUUGUAGAUGGCUUUGUGGAGCCAGUAAAUGGAAAUCCAGAGGACCCAGCUUUCCUGUGGGGUGGCCUGUUCAUGAGCCAGGGGGCAGCGAGCAUGGUGUUUGGCGGAGAGAGGGGUCGCAGGGCAACUCAGAGGCUGGAGCUUAAAGGAGUACAAGCCUACAGCGAACUAGAGGGAUUGGAGGGGCUUCACACACUACCUACAGCCGUUGUAGACUAUAGAGGUGUGCGCCUGUCUGCCCAGGGUUUAGCCCCUGGCCUGGAGGGCUCAGAGCAGGACCAGGAAACUACUCCUGCAUCAAGAGGCUUGCUGUAUGGGGUAAAUGCAGGACCCCAAGAAUCCCCUCAACGCAGACGGCUGCUGGCGCUCUUGGCUCACGCCGCCAAAUCUCUUUCCCUCCAGAGACAUGUUGUUGUGGCACCCAACGACCACAAGAUACCACUGUUCACCUCAGUGGAUGCUCAGGGAUUGUUGGGGGCUGAUGGGAGGUUCUACAUACUGGAUGUGUUCAGGACCUUUCCAGCUGACGCCAACUUCUGCCCAGAGGCAGAGAUGGAAAGUCAGACAGUCACAGGAGAAGAGGAGAAGAAAGAAAGCUGUGAAGACGAGGAGAAGAAGGAUUCUGUGAAAGAAGGCUGGCCAGAGAAUUAUCACAUGGACUCUGGGCUUCCAAAGAGCUUUCCUCACAGCCUCUGUAGACUUAGGCCAGAACUGGUGCAGGCUUUCAUCCAGCACAAACAUUGCCAGUUCACUGAGCGUGUCAGGGAGAGGUUGGAUGACAAUGGAGGCUUUGAAGAAUGUGCAACAGCUUGUGACUCUCGAGCCACAGAUGCAGUACGAGCUGCUUGUAAAGACGUGGGUUCAGUCAGUGACAUCAUCUUUGAGAUGCGCUUUAACCCAAACAUCUUUUCUCCAGGAGUGUCCUUCCCUCCUGGUGAAAGUGCAUCAACAAACCUGCAGGAGAGGUUACUGAGGGAAGCUGCAGCUUUCAUCAUCACACACCAGAUACCAGCCUUUGUGGAACAUUGCCUACAAAAUCACGAGGCACCGAUGGAUGGAGCUUCUCUAAAACAGGCACUACACCAGCAAGGCAUCAACCUCCGGUAUCUGGGCCAUGUGAUCAAGGCCAUCAACCAGUCAGAACACAAGGAGCGCCUGAGGCAUAUAAUGAGAUUGGUCAUAGGUGAAAUUUUCAUCCGCUCAACAAGAAGAGUGUUCAACAGUUUCCUCCAGGGCGUGGAUGUGCCUAGUCUCUCUGCAGCUGUCAGUCACUUCCUCUGCUGCCUAUUGGUUCCCCACUUCACGCCCACUCCUGUGGGGGAGGAGACGAAAAAGAAGUCAAGGCGGCGUGGCCGAGGGGCCGGGGCCUCCGAAAGCACGCCCUGGAGCACGCUCACGGGGGCUGAGCUGUGGAACCUGGUCUGCCAGGAUGCUGUUGAGACAUACAACAUCUCUGACAGCCUCGGCUCUGGUCCGAGCCACCUCGUGGAGCACUACGGCCUUCAGAGGCUUUCUCUGCUCAGAGAGUUCUGCCUAAAGAACGGUGUACAGUUGAGGCUGAGGGACUACAUCCUUGACAACCAAAAUAAAGCUCCCAUUGGUCCAGAUGACGUCCUCAACAUCUUCCCUGUUGUCAAGCACGUUCACAUGCCAACUGUGGAUGCUUCAAAGGCAUUUAGCGCUGCACAGAACUCCAUCAGGAAAGGUCUGCUGGAUCAGGCCUAUGAGCAACUGACAGAAGCAGCCUACUUGUUUGGUAGGGUGUGUGACGACCUGCAGCCUGAGGCCUGUUACUGCCACAGCCUAUUGGCCAGGGUGGCCUUCCUGCAGGGAAAGGCAGCAGAGGCUCGCAGUGUCCAGCUGAAAGCAGUGGUCAUCAGUGAGAGGGUGCUUGGCUUUGACCAUCCAAACACUAUCCAGCAAUAUACCCUCUUGGGUGUGUAUGUGUAUGCUGGAGGGGAGACCGCCUUGGCUCAGAAGUGUCUCCUCAGAGCUCGUCUGCUGAUGCUAACAGUCCAUGGAGAAGACCAUCCCUACACUGCAAUACUGGAUAACUGUCUUGGGUUGGUGCUGACUGGAGAUCAGACAGAGCAGUUCCUAAAGAAUGCCCUAAGACUUAACACUUCCUUCUUCGGCCCCACAGAUUUGCAUACUGCUCUCAAUCAGCACCUAUUGGCCCAGAGGAUGUGCAGUAAGGGUGACUACCGAGGUGCUAUGACCCACGAAAAAGAGGCCCUCACUGCUUUUACUUCCUUGUUUGGAGAGGAUCACCCACAGUCACGCUGCAGCAAAGAGUUUCUGUGCGCCAUCACAAAACAAGCUGUGCAGGUGGAGCGCUCUCUCAGACAGGCAGGAGCUGACUGCACGGAGCAAACAGUGGAGUGUCUGACGCCCACAACUGAUACCAUUUUGGAACAGAUGGUUCUGGUGACAGGAAUCAGGAGGAUCACACAAAGUGACAGGCUCCAGGAGUAUAAGAAGAAACACCUGGAACGAAAGGCAGCGGCGGCCAGAGAGCUGGGAUUCAAUCUAAAUUACGAGCCCAUCGCCUCAGAAACUGUGAAGGGAGGAGAGAAAAGCUCAGACCAAGAAACAGGACGCGGGAAGGAAGCUCAGGAAGGAGGAAGCCCAGCAGUGGAGAAUAACAGCGAGAGCCAACAGGAGGAAGAUGUGUCUGUGGAGAGCGCUGCUGAAAUUCCAGCUAACGGUCAUGUGGUGGAGUCAGCUGACCAGGACCAGCAUGAUGAGAAAAGAGAUGUAGAUGGAGGAAACAGUGAAGAGAGUGACAGAGCAGCUUCAGAUGCUGAGGUGAAGUUAGUGAAUGGGGAGUCAGAGGUCAGGGCUGCAGGAGAGGAAACGGAGACCAGUGUGCAAAAUGGAGUAGAGGGCAGCACAGCCAACGGGGAGGUGAAAUCUGAAGCAACAUGCAAUGAGAUGAAAUCAGAUGAGAAAGAUGGUGAGAUAAAUGGAGCGGUGAACGUCACCGCCAGCCCGCCAGUCCUGAAGAGUAAAGGGACCUGGGCAGAUGUUGUUGUUUCAAAAGCGGUUAUGACCAAUGGAACAGGAGACAAAGGCACAGCAGUCAAUGGAGUAGCAGACCGUGUCACUGCUAAUGGAGCAGCUGAAAAGUGAACACAUACUGUAUCAAACAAGAAAACAGUGUUGUAGACAAGUUUUUUUUCCCCCAAAGUCACUGCUGUAAGAUGAAACUCUCCCAGGACUGUAGAUGUAAUUUGAUCCAAUGAACAUGAAGCACAGAAUGAGAUGACAGAGAGUGAGAGGAUGAGUAUUACUUUGUGUUGGAUGAUGAUGUUAUUUCUGAUGUGGGGAGAGGGCUAUACUGUUGAGUGUUUUUUUUUCUUUCCAACAAUAAACUUUUUACUCUGGUAUAUUAAA